AUGCACACUACUAUAACCACCCUAACCCUGACUUCCCUAAUUCCCCCCAUCCUUACCACCCUCGUUAACCCUAACAAAAAAAACUCAUACCCCCAUUAUUCUCUUCCCCACAACAAUAUUCAUGUGCCUAGACCAAGAAGUUAUUAUCUCGAACUGACACUGAGCCACAACCCAAACAACCCAGCUCUCCCUAAGCUUCAAACUAGACUACUUCUCCAUAAUAUUCAUCCCUGUAGCAUUGUUCACCCAAACAUUAAUCAGUUCUUCAAAUAUCUACUCAUCUUCCUAAUUACCAUACUAAUCUUAGUUACCGCUAACAACCUAUUCCAACUGUUCAUCGGCUGA
Oppiella nova is the source of this 345-nucleotide messenger RNA. The record is from the annotation of a GenBank genome assembly. Lineage: Eukaryota; Metazoa; Arthropoda; Arachnida; Sarcoptiformes; Oppiidae.